CAGGCUGAUCUAACAAGAAUACAAAUGCACUUUCCCGCUUGCUCCUACAAUCACCGAGCUCCAUGAGGGAAGUUCCUUUUGGCAACACUAUUCCACUAUUAGGAAUGGUUGAUGAUAGCUCGCGUCAACAUUUGUCUGCCUCUAUAUCAACCAUGGAGGCAGCUCCAGCAUGAGGUGCUGAACUUUGAUGCAGAGAUGGUUUUCUGGAGCUGUUUAUUCUUUCUCUGGCUAAGAGUGUCAUCUGCUAAUGCUGGGGAAUGGAGUGCUAAAAUGCCAGAAUCAGUGGUGGGUUUGUCUGGAUCAUGUGUGCUGAUUCCCUGUACGUUCAGCUACCCUGCAAAUGGAAAAACAUACACAGAAUUUACAGGGAUUUGGUACCAUGAAUAUUCAACAGUGGUAUACCAUACGGAUACUUCAAAAAUCAUCGACUCGUUCAAAGGUCGCACUAGUCUCAUUGGUGAUUUGCACCAAAAUAACUGUUCUUUGAAUAUCAGCUCUUUGAGCAACAGUGACGCUGGGUCAUUCGUGUUCCGGAUUGAGAUUAAAGAUCUGAACAAGUACUCCUAUGGUGAGAAAGUAUCAAUAUCUGUGAAAGAAACACCAGAGAAUCCUACCGUCUCUGUGGAAGAAGAAGUGACAUCAGGGAAACCGGUGAAUGCUACCUGUGCCGUGUCUCAUUCCUGUCCAUCAGACCUGCCUCGUGUCACCUGGAGCCAUGGUGGCAAACAAUCGAGUACAUCACAGCCACAGAAUCAUGGUCAAUGGAAGCUUACAUAUUACAGCCUGACCUUCACUCCUUCUAGAGAAGACCACAACAAACUUCUCAUCUGCUCUGCAGAGUUUAACGGGAAGAAUGUGACAGGACACAAAACACUCAAAGUUAAAUAUCCUCCAUAUAAUGUAAGUGUGGUCACUAAACCCUCAGUGAAGGAGAAUGACUCUGUGGAACUGUCCUGCUCCAGUGACAGCAAUCCUCCUGCGAACAGCUACCAGUGGUUCAGCUUGAAUGGGACGAUGUUAGCAAAGAGCCCUACUUACAAACUGGAGAGAGUGUCUCGACAUACUGAGGCCAUUUCCUGUACAGCCUUUAACACAGAGGGAAAAAACUGUUCUGGUCCUCAGAAAAUGAAUGUCCUGUAUCCUCCAUAUAAUGUAAGCGUGGUCACUAAACACUCAGUGAAGGAGAAUGACUCUGUGGAACUGUCCUGCUCCAGUGACAGCAAUCCUCCUGCGAACAGCUACCAGUGGUUCAGCUUGAAUGGGACGAUGUUAGCAAAGAGCCCUACUUACAAACUGGAGAGAGUGUCUCGACAUACUGAGGCCAUUUCCUGUACAGCCUUUAACACAGAGGGAAAAAACAGUUCUGGUCCUCGGAAACUUAAUAUAUUGUAUCCUCCUGAGAUUAAAAGUGAAUCUUCUUGCAUGUCUAAGAUUUUGACGGUUUGUGUCUGUAUUGUGGACUCCAACCCUCCCAGUGAAGUCAAGUGGUUUGGUCCAGAUUCCUCGAAAUCCUUCUCCAGCACCAGCAUUAAACAAAAUGAGUCUCUUACCAUAUUUACCUUACAGGGUUGGCUGGGUUUCCCUGAGACUAUCCUGUGCUUUGCCAAUAACAGUCUGGGAAGCUCUUCCUUAACUUUGGAAGCUCCUCAAAAUGGCUUAAUAUACAUUGUUGUUGCAUCAGCAUUUGCAGUUGUGUUAGUCUGUAUUCUUAUGUGUGUUGUGAGAAGACACUGUAGGAACAGAGCUGUGCAACAAACUGUAAUGAAGAAUAAACAGACUCAAAUGAAGACAACCCAACACAAGUUGGAUUUAGAAAACAGUAAAGAAGAAGAGCGCAGUGAUGGAGGCUUUUACACAAACAGUCAUGUUUAUGUCAACUCGGUGGGUGAUAAGAGACUAUUGUCAUCUGACAGAGCCUUGGAAGAUGAAGUGGUCUACGCUAACACAUGAAGAAAAGGGCACGUGACAUCCUGCUAGAAAUGAUGGAUACAGAGAAGGAACAAAGAGGAAAACAAAUGUUUGACUAAUUUAGAUCUUAUUAUUCACUGAAGAUGUUCAGAGGAAAAAAAUGUCUUGCAACUGAAAACAAAAGUACUGUGUAUGAAUAUCAACUCUUUUUACAUUUAAUGUAUAAAGACAAAGUGUGUUUAUAUAUUAUGUAUAGAAUAAUUGAGUUUAAAUAUCAUUCUAAGUCAUAAAAUAGAAAAGAUCUAAGUAUCAUGGUAAAAUAUGUUGUAAAUAUGACCAGAGGUGGACUUAGUAACUGUUCGCGCGCGCUCUCUCUCUCUCUGUCUCUCUCUCUCUCAUUGUUGUUGUUCUAAAGACAUAUAGUAUUACUUUGAUUUUUGGAUAACAAAAAACUAAAUAAAUACAUAUAUAAUGUGUCCUUUUAAUGGCAGUAAAUUGUGGCAAAUGACAAUCUUUUAAAUUAAUGAUUCAGCCACGUCAUUCCAUGUGUUUUGAGGGCAUGUGGUAGGGUUUGCCAUGAAACAAUCCGCAAAUGUAAUCCAUUAUUUUAUGAACAUUUUCUGCCAGUGCAUUCCUGUAGUCUACCUUCAUGCAAGUGCGCUGUUGUGACUAUAAUGGGUAGAGUUACGGCUGCAAAAUAACACUAAAUUAGAUUUGCCACCUAUUAGAUUGUGUCUUAUUACACAUAACCCAACCAUAGCCUUACAAUAAUGCAAAUACAGUAAAUAACUGUUGUUCAUAAUGACAAACAUUACGCAGUAUUGAUGUGUGCGUGCCUUGGUCGUAGCUGUAUGCAGUUAGUGUCAAAGCAAAUCAUUUUGAGAAAUCAACACAGGCCCUAUAAACCUUCAAAGUAUGUGUAUAUACUCAAUUAAACACCAGCCUGACCAAUGGUGUACCAACAGUUCCGCAAUGAAAAAACUGGGUGUGCUUCUGAUAUGUGACUUUGACAUACCAUAUCUUUACACCAUCAUCUGCAAGUUACGGGAGUGAAGCCUGCAUUAUUUAUAUUCGCUUGUUAAGUCUGACAUCACAUAGC
Carassius auratus (goldfish) is the source of this 3007-nucleotide messenger RNA. Its product is annotated as myelin-associated glycoprotein-like. The record is from RefSeq and is a predicted model, not a curated record. The transcript is spliced from 11 exons. Bases 112 to 1950 code for a protein of 612 amino acids. Gene Ontology annotation, cellular component: plasma membrane. Gene Ontology annotation, molecular function: sialic acid binding. Gene Ontology annotation, biological process: cell adhesion. Lineage: Eukaryota; Metazoa; Chordata; Actinopteri; Cypriniformes; Cyprinidae.